AGAGCGAGCGAGCAAGUGCGUGUUCUCGUACACUCACGCGCUCGAUCCACUUGUCUUGCGCUGUUCCGUAAACAUGGACAUUCAUGCAGGGCAGCUGGCCGCUCGCGGAGAAGCCCUAGCCUAGCGAAUUUAGCUCGCCUUCGUCAGUCUGUCAACAUGGAGGACGAGGAGGACGUGUCGGCCGACCCCUACUUGCCCUACGACGGGGGAGGCGACACCAUUCCUCUGCAGACGAUUCCCAAAAGAGGUUCUAACUACGUCAUGUCUAACGGGGGCGGUGUGGCCAGCAGUACCACCCACCUGCUGGACUUCCUGGAGGAGCCCAUCCCGGGGGUGGGCACGUACGAUGACUUCCACACCAUCGACUGGGUCCGCGAGAAGUGCAAGGACCGCGAGAGGCACCGCAAGAUCAACAGCAAGAAGAAGGAGUCUUCAUGGGAGUUUUCCAAGAGCGUGUACGAUGCCUGGUCCGGCUGGCUGGUGGUGACUCUGACCGGCCUGGCCUCAGGUGCUCUGGCCGGUCUCAUUGACAUCGCGGCCGAUUGGCUAAACGACCUGAAGGAGGGCGUGUGCCUCAGCGCCAUGUGGUUCAACCACGAGCAGUGCUGCUGGACGUCCAACGAGACCACCUUCGCCGAGAGGGACAAGUGUCCGCAGUGGAAAAGCUGGGCGGAGCUUAUACUGGGGCAGGCGGAAGGCCCAGGCUCGUACAUCAUGAACUACUUCAUGUACAUCUACUGGGCGCUGUCCUUCGCUUUCCUGGCCGUCCUUCUGGUCAAGGUCUUCGCCCCGUACGCCUGCGGCUCAGGGAUCCCCGAGAUCAAGACCAUCCUAAGCGGGUUCAUCAUCCGGGGCUACCUGGGGAAGUGGACCCUGCUGAUCAAGACCAUCACUCUGGUGCUGGCCGUGGCCUCGGGCCUCAGCCUGGGCAAGGAGGGGCCCCUGGUGCACGUGGCCUGCUGCUGUGGCAACAUCUUCUCCUACCUCUUCCCCAAGUACAGCAAGAACGAGGCCAAGAAGAGGGAGGUCCUGUCGGCGGCCUCUGCAGCGGGGGUGUCGGUGGCGUUCGGGGCACCCAUAGGGGGGGUGCUCUUCAGCCUGGAGGAGGUGAGCUACUACUUCCCCCUGAAGACGCUGUGGCGCUCGUUCUUCGCCGCCCUGGUGGCGGCGUUCGUGCUGCGCUCCAUCAACCCCUUCGGGAACAGCCGCCUGGUGCUGUUCUACGUGGAGUACCACACGCCCUGGUACCUGUUCGAGCUGCUGCCCUUCAUCCUGCUGGGCGUGUUCGGGGGCCUCUGGGGGGCCUUCUUCAUACGGGCCAACAUCGCCUGGUGCCGGCGACGCAAGUCCACCCGCUUCGGCAAGUACCCAGUGCUGGAGGUGAUCCUGGUGACGGCCAUCACAGCCGUGGUGGCCUUCCCCAACCCGUACACGCGGCAGAACACCAGCAUGCUCAUCAAGGAGCUGUUCACGGACUGCGGCCCGCUGGAGUCCUCGCAGCUCUGCCAGUACCGCAGCCAGAUGAACGGAAGCAAGGCCUUCAACGAGACCCCCAACCGGCCCUCCGCGCCCGGGGUCUAUGCCGCCAUGUGGCAGCUCUGCCUGGCGCUCAUCUUCAAGGUCGUCAUCACCAUCUUCACGUUUGGACUCAAGGUCCCCUCCGGCCUGUUCAUCCCCAGCAUGGCCAUCGGCGCCAUCGCGGGCCGCAUCGUGGGCAUCGCCAUGGAGCAGCUGGCCUACUACCACCACGACUGGUUCAUCUUCAAGGAGUGGUGCGAGGUGGGCGCCGACUGCAUCACGCCCGGCCUGUACGCCAUGGUUGGGGCGGCCGCCUGCCUCGGCGGCGUGACGCGCAUGACGGUCUCCCUGGUGGUCAUCGUGUUCGAGCUGACGGGCGGCCUGGAGUACAUCGUGCCCCUGAUGGCGGCCGUCAUGACCAGCAAGUGGGUGGGCGACGCCUUCGGGCGCGCCGGCAUCUACGAGUCGCACAUCCGGCUCAACGGCUACCCCUUCCUGGACGCCAAGGAGGAGUUCACGCACACCACGCUGGCCCGCGAGGUCAUGCGGCCGCGGCGCAGCGACCCGCCGCUGGCCGUUCUGACCCAGGACGACCUGAGCGUGGAGGAGCUGCAGGCGGUCAUCAGCGAGACCAGCUACAACGGCUUCCCCGUCAUCGUGUCCAAGGAGUCGCAGCGGCUGGUGGGGUUCGCGCUGCGCCGCGACAUCACCAUCGCCAUCGAGAACGCGCGGCGUAAGCAGGAGGGCAUCGUGCUGGCCUCCAGGGUCUACUUCACGCAGCACGCCCCCACGCUGCCCGCCGACAGCCCGCGGCCCCUGAAGCUGCGCUCCAUCCUGGACAUGAGCCCCUUCACCGUCACCGACCACACGCCCAUGGAGAUCGUGGUGGACAUCUUCCGCAAGCUGGGCCUGCGCCAGUGCCUGGUAACCCACAACGGGCGCCUGCUGGGGAUCAUCACAAAAAAGGACAUCCUACGUCACAUGGCGCAGAUGGCCAACCAAGACCCCGACACCAUCAUGUUCAACUAGUGCGCUCCUUCACGGGCCGCCGCCUCGCGUCGCCGUCACCGCGGCAACCGCCCGCCACAGCGGCCAGCGACGAGGAGGUCCGCCUCCUGGACGACUCUGAAUACUAACACAUUUCUCUCACACACACGUACCCACCUACCCCAACCAUCGCCUCGAUGAGGUCAUCGCCGUGGGUCACCCUCUGUGUAUAUAAACCCCGCCCCCGUCCGCGCUCCACCGCACACUAGAGGGCAGACGGACGGACGGACUCCUGAGACUAUUCCCCCCGCCCCUCCCCCCUCCCUUCGCUGGUUGGCGAGAAGAGGAAGAGGAGGAGGAGGAGGUGGGAGAGACAUUUGGACACUGGGGUGCCAUCACUCCAGAUGAGAACCCAGGUGGUGCAUGGGAGACAUGAGAGAGACACUGACACACACACACACACACACACACACACACACACACACACACACAAGUUUUGAUCAAACCACUACACACACACACGAGUUUUGAUCAAACCACUACACACACACACAAGUUUUGAUCAAACCACUACACACACACACGAGUUUUGAUCAAACCACUACACACACACACACCUACCUAUUUUGGUCGUACCUUUUUUGCACUCACAGAUCACACACACUCAAACCUGCGAAACGCAUGCUGUCCUUUGUUUUCAAAUGCACUCUGCUAUCCAGACACACACACACACACACUGUUGGCCGCUGCUCUACUGUGUCCGGUUUCGGGAGAUGGGGGGCGAGGGGGGAUCCUAGUGCUGGGACAGACCUGGGGGUUCAAAGGUCAGAAUGAUCAGCUGCCAUGCGAGGAGGGACCUUCCCUGUGCUUGCACACACCCUCUAACACUAUUUGCACGUGGUGCGUUGUGUGCUUGACUGCUUGUGCUUGUGCGUGUGCUUGUGCGUGUGUUUGCGCGCGUGUGUGCAUUCUAUACUAACUCUACAUUCCAGGCAGUGUGUAGUAAAAUGUGUUGGACACAUGCAAGACUGUCCAUCUCCUGCAAGGUGUGUGUGUGUGUGUGUGUGUGUGUGUGUGUGUGUGUGUGUGUGUGUGUGUGUGUGUGUGUGUGUGUGUGUGUGUGUGUGUGUGUGUGUGUGUGUGUGUGUGUGUGUGUGUGUGUGUGUGUGUGUGUGUGUGUGUGUGUGUGUGUGUGUGUGGGGUCUGUACUGGAUUUCAAGAUUGCCUACUUUCUGAGCCGAGGUGUGUGUGUGGAAGAUGAGCCUGGGCGUUUAGUGACCUCUCUCCGUGGAAAUAAAGGUGUCUCAGUGAAACACAAUGGGGUUUAGCUAGGUCUGUGAUUUACUUUGUCGAGGAGAAAGCAAAAUAAUCACUUCUGCUCCUCCUCAAAAUGAGUAACGUGGCUUCUUCUUUUAAGUAUUGAUCCUGCUAUAAUCUACUAAUGUUUUAUGGCUUGAAAAUAGAAACGAACGAAGACUGGAAUACCUGCUGCACUGUAGAUCCGAUGGAGUCGGUCCUGAUGAUGAAGUUGUGAGGGGGGUGAUGCUGCAAAGUGACUGCCUGUUCUUUUAUUUUUUUUUGUAUUUCCCUUCCUCUCCCGGGAUCUGGGUCUUGUGAUGUCGUCUGUGAGAACUGUUUGUUAAACACUUAGUCUCUCCCCCACAUCGCUUGGCUGAAGAAACAAGAGCAGCCAUCUUCCUCGAGACCCCCCUCCCCCACCUCCAUCACUGCCGCAGUGUCAACCCGCAUACGUGCAUGAGUAUAUUUGUACAAACACUCCGUUCACACUUUUAAUACGAGGUCAGCGACCUACGUCACCUGUCAUAGACUAAUUAAGAUAAGAACCACUUUCCUACAGUGAACUAAAUCCCUGUCUUUGUCCUUAAUGAAUCAGUGAUUAAACCAAUAGGCUGAAUUAGCGCUAGUCUAUUGGUCUUGUUUGUGUUCAUGUAUGCGAUGGUCAGCCUCAAACAAGAAUCAAAGAAAAUGAGUCCUUCGUGCCCCUGUCCAAUGUGUAUGAAUUUAUGCUUUUAUUUGAUGUCAUGGAAAUGCAAAAUUAGGGCAGCCAAUGUCAUGCAACAAACAGUUUAAUAUUUGUACCCUGAUUGCAACCAAAUUUGCACAAUGUUGGAAUUUAACAGAAGCCCCCUUUCUUGGCCCACUCUCGUUUCCAUGGUAACGUCACGUACAGUCAUUGUCAGGCCUUUCUUGGAUGCUUCCCAGUAUCAGUAUAAAAAAAAAAGAUGUACGUUUAAACUAACUCGACUAAUAAAAUGAAGGAUUUUAUGUUCUACAGAUGGUAACGGCUACUGUGCGUUCACACCAGAAGCGAAGGCGCGGCGCGAAUACAUACAAAGUCAAUGCAAUGACGCAAACGGAUUCACAUUUUACAAGAGUGAGUUGUAGAAUAACAAGGAAAGUAGGGGUCAUUCGUUCUUGUUUUUUUUCAUUGCAUUUGUGUUUUUGUGUGAGGAGAGAAAACGUCGGCGUUGUCUGGCCCGUGGUGUGUCGCCUAACCCUAUUUCAUACUGACCUCGAUUUGUCACCCUUCUGUUUAUUUAUGGCUCGUGGUAUUUAGAGUUGUUCAUUAUUGUGAUGAGGAAUUAAUGUAUGAUUUACUUCAUGGUUUGAUUGUACAUUUAAAACAAAAUAUGUAAAGAAUAAAUUUGGUUUUGAGUAAAACAAAUAAAAUUGUGUCAUGUCUGUAGUUGUCCAUGUGAUGUGCCAAUUUCAGUCGUCAAGGCGUUGCUGUUCUUCAUGCAGGAGCACCGAGUAGCAUCCAGCUGGCGCCCCGGAGCCGAACACUGGUGUGAAAACACAGUGAACACACUGAAGUAAUUGAGGUUGGAAAACAUUUUUUAAAUUAGAUUAAUCCUUAUUUGAAUGACAUUUUAACAAGAAAAACGUUGAAAACUCGACUGGGGCCAUUUUGGGGCAACUGACUCAAAACGUUGAAAAAGGCCGAAAAAAGCCGACCUGCCACACACAGUGAGUUGCAACACCAAAAUGUUCGGCUCCGGGGCGCCCGCUGGAUGCUAUUGG
Messenger RNA from Gadus chalcogrammus (walleye pollock), 5547 nucleotides. RefSeq names its product chloride channel 3 (gene clcn3). The record is from RefSeq and is a predicted model, not a curated record. NCBI's taxonomy places the organism in Eukaryota, Metazoa, Chordata, Actinopteri, Gadiformes, Gadidae. The coding region runs from base 157 to 2547 and encodes 796 amino acids. Gene Ontology annotation, cellular component: synaptic vesicle; membrane; early endosome. The transcript has 13 exons. Gene Ontology annotation, biological process: transmembrane transport; chloride transport. Gene Ontology annotation, molecular function: voltage-gated chloride channel activity.